UGCACAGUCUGCUCCUACCCCCCGGAAUACUGCGAAUUCGGCUCCCGCUUCAAAGCCUGCAAAAAAUGGCUCCAAGACUCCGAACCCGAACUCUUCACCCACCUCUACUCCGACGACGCCCUCUCUGCCGCCGCAUCGACCCUCUCACUCGAAGCCCGCGAAAAACUCGCAAAAGAACAAGCCAAAAAAGAAGCAAAAGCUGAAGCCAAAGCCGAACGUCUCGAAGCCAAGAAAUCCCGGACAAAGGUGACGAUCAAACGCGUCGAACGCAAUAAACGAAAACAUAUCACCUCCAUUCAGGGGCUUGAGCACUUUGGGAUUGAUUUGAAGAAGGCGGCAAAGUUGUUUGCGAAUAAGUUUGCUACUGGGGCGAGUGUGAGUAAGACUGCGGCGGGGGUGGAUGAGAUUGUGGUGCAGGGGGAUGUUAGUGAGGAGGUUGAGGAUGUGAUUUUGGAGAAGUUUAAGGAGGUUCCUGAGGAUAAUAUUGAGUUGACGGAGGAUAAGCCGAAGAAGAAGGCGCCG
Molecule: messenger RNA, 522 nt
Organism: Saitoella complicata NRRL Y-17804
Lineage: Eukaryota; Fungi; Ascomycota; Saitoellomycetes; Saitoellales; Saitoellaceae
Product: density-regulated protein DRP1
Exons: 1
Biological process (GO): formation of translation preinitiation complex; translation reinitiation
Molecular function (GO): mRNA binding; translation initiation factor activity
Source: RefSeq, a predicted model, not a curated record